Messenger RNA from Coffea eugenioides, 2142 nucleotides. Its product is annotated as electron transfer flavoprotein-ubiquinone oxidoreductase, mitochondrial. Gene Ontology annotation, molecular function: electron-transferring-flavoprotein dehydrogenase activity; iron-sulfur cluster binding. The transcript is spliced from 18 exons. Gene Ontology annotation, biological process: electron transport chain. The coding region runs from base 57 to 1964 and encodes 635 amino acids. Gene Ontology annotation, cellular component: mitochondrial inner membrane. The record is from RefSeq and is a predicted model, not a curated record. Lineage: Eukaryota; Viridiplantae; Streptophyta; Magnoliopsida; Gentianales; Rubiaceae.
AUUUCAUUCCUCCGUCUUCGCACUACACACUCCACAAGUUCAACCAGUCAUCAAUCAUGCACAGAUUCAUCUCUCUUUCAUCCAAAUCCAAACUAAAAUCAUCACAAAAACGCUUUAGUACAUGUUAUUCUACUUACAACUCCAUAAACCCACCCCCAAAUUCACCAUUAACCCAGACUAACAAUGCCCUUUAUGACAAACUUUCAUACAAACGACCAAGAUUUUCCUUCGUUUUCUCAUCUGGGUUUCCAUUAAAUCCAUUGAAAAUUGCAACUUCCACCCGAGCUGGGGGUGAGUUUUUAAACGGUCGAAGCUUCUGUAGUGGAGCAGAAGCAGUCAUCAGCAGAGAGUCUAUGAAUUAUGAUGUGGUAAUUGUUGGAGCUGGCCCUGCUGGCCUCUCUGCAGCAAUAAGGUUUAAGCAAUUGUGCCACGAGAAGAAUGUUGAUUUGUCAGUUUGUGUUGUGGAGAAAGGUGCUCAAGUUGGUGCUCAUAUCUUGUCAGGGAAUGUGUUUGAGCCCCGUGCACUGGAUGAACUUCUCCCACAGUGGAAACAGGAAGAUGCACCGAUACAUGUCCCUGUAACUUCUGAUAAGUUUCUAUUGCUAACCAAGAAUCAUGCUUUGCCUCUGCCUAGUCCUUUUAACAACAAAGGAAACUAUGUUAUAAGUUUGUCUGAGCUGGUUCGUUGGCUGGGAGUGAAGGCUGAAGAAUUAGGUGUUGAGAUAUACCCAGGUUUUGCUGCUAGUGAGGUUCUAUAUGAUGUGGAUGACAAGGUUAUUGGGGUUGCAACCAAUGAUAUGGGAGUGGCCAAAGAUGGCACUAGAAAAGACAACUUUCAACCAGGGGUGGAAUUGAAAGGGAAAGUUACUCUUCUUGCUGAGGGAUGUCGAGGAUCAUUAUCGGAGAAUGUAAUCAGUAAGUAUAACUUGAGAGAUAAAGGGCAGGGACAGCAUCAGACAUAUGCUUUAGGAAUUAAAGAGGUAUGGGAAGUCAGUGGUGAUAAACACUAUCCUGGGUUAGUGCUUCACACACUUGGUUGGCCCUUGGAUCAUAAGACAUAUGGCGGAUCUUUUUUGUACCAUAUGAAAGAUAGACAGGUUGCUAUUGGUUUUGUGGUUGCUCUGAACUAUCAGAACCCAUUCUUGAACCCAUAUGAAGAAUUCCAGAAAUUUAAACAUCAUCCUGCCAUCCGCAAUCUUCUUGAGAGAGGGACUGUCCUUCAAUAUGGUGCUCGGACUUUGAAUGAAGGCGGUUAUCAGUCUAUCCCAUAUCCAGUUUUCCCUGGUGGAGCAAUUAUUGGAUGUUCUGCUGGCUUCUUAAAUGUACCAAAAAUAAAGGGAACACAUACUGCUAUGAAAUCAGGGAUGGUAGCAGCAGAAACUGCAUUUGGCGUGCUCCAUGAAGGUUUCUCAAUGGAAGCCUAUUGGGAAAAAUUAAUAAAUUCAUGGAUAUGGAGAGAACUCCAUGCUGCAAGGAAUUUCCGCCCUGCAUUUGAAUAUGGGCUCAUUCCAGGAUUGGUUUUGAGUGCUUUAGAACACUAUGUAAUGAAAGGAAGAUCUCCCUGGACUCUGAAGCAUGGAAAACCUGAUCAUGAGGCGACAAAGGAAGCGCGGUUAUGCCCACGAAUUGAAUACCCAAAGCCUGAUGGGGUUCUGUCAUUUGACGUACCAACAUCUCUAUACAGGAGCAAUACAAAUCAUGAUCAUGACCAACCCGCUCAUCUUCGGCUGAGAGACCCUCAAAUUCCUGAACUUGUGAAUCUGCCUAUCUAUGAUGGCCCUGAGUCGAGAUAUUGCCCUGCCCAUGUUUAUGAGUACAUGCCCGAUGAAAAGGGUCAGCUGAAGCUGCAAAUCAAUGCCCAAAAUUGCCUGCACUGCAAGGCUUGUGAUAUUAAGGACCCAAAACAGAACAUCCAAUGGACGGUGCCAGAAGGUGGCGGUGGCCCAGGUUACUCAAUCAUGUAGGUGAUUGUUGAAGAUUGACGUCAAUAAUGUUGUAGUUACUCGAAUGUCAUGCAAAAAGAGAUGCCUCAUUCAGCACUUAAAAACUUUAUAUACUUUGUUAACUCUUUAUUGUUCAUGUGCAAUGUGAAUUUUGAAAGGGAGAUGAAAAGAAGAAAAAAUAAAAGAUAAAGUUCUGCAA